Messenger RNA from Musa acuminata subsp. malaccensis (wild Malaysian banana), 986 nucleotides. RefSeq lists its product as uncharacterized. The record is from RefSeq and is a predicted model, not a curated record. Gene Ontology annotation, cellular component: cytosol. Lineage: Eukaryota; Viridiplantae; Streptophyta; Magnoliopsida; Zingiberales; Musaceae.
GAGGGCCAAACCUCCAUCGUUUAACCUUCGAGCCCCUUAAUCACCGAUCCCUUCGAUCGAUCGAGGGAGAUCAGCGGCAGGAUGAGGGUGGCGGCGACGGCGAUGGCGUUGGUGGUGGCCCUGCUGGCGGCGACGGUGGACGCUGGCGACCAGAACGGCGUCUUCACCCCUUGCGCCGACGCCAAGAUCCAGCGGUGGGACGGGUUCGCCUUCGGGAUUGCCUUCUCUAGCUACGAAUCCUUCUUCUCCAACGGGGUGAAACUCUCGCCUUGCGAUACCCGCCUCUCCCUCUCCUCCAACGGCGCUCAGCUCGCCGUCUUCCGUCCCAAGGUCGAUGAGAUCUCCCUUCUCACCAUCAACACUAGCAACAACCCUUCGGUCACUAGCGGAGGAUACAUGGUCGCAUUCGCUGGCAAGAAGUAUGCAGCACGUUCCCUUCCUGCUUUCAUUGGUAAUAGCACAUAUGUCGUGACCAGCUUCACCCUGGUACUCGAAUUCCACAAAGGCACACUACAGAACUUGUACUGGAAGAGAGAUGGUUGUGCUUCAUGUAAAGGGAAGUCAUCUUUUGUUUGCCUCAACAAUCAAGACUGUGCCAUCAAGACAUCAAGUUGCAAAACCCAGGGUGGUGCUGUUGAUUGCAGCAUAGGCAUUCAAUUGGCCUUUUCAGGUACUGAUAAGCAUGAUGCUGUCCUCAAUUCAUGGUACGAGGUGUCCAAUCUCCGGCAGUACUCCCUUUUUGGGUUGUACUCAAACCUCAAAGAUUCUCUCACCGGCGAGUACAACAAAUUCUUCUAACUCCUUGUGGAUAUCCAGCCCCCGGACAUGCACUCUUCUGUAUUGUAUGUUAUCACCAGUCAGUUUAAAUCCUACGCUGGUUUUUGUUGUAAGACUCGUUUGGUCUUUGGAUCGUGGAAAUGAUGUUUAUUUUGUUGUUGAUUUGUAAAAGUUCAUUUCUGGGUUUUCAAGUUUGUUUAUGAUUCUCA